AUGUCGCUUUUCGGAGGAGAGUAUAAUAAUAACAAACCAAUGGACAUCGAAUACAAUAGUGCUGCUCACAAAUUCAAAGAACAAGGUAACCAGGCCUACAAAAACCAGGACUACGCCAAAGCCAUAACCUUCUAUACCAAAGCCAUUGAAGUUGAUCAGUUAGAUCCAAGCUACUUUACCAAUAGAGCCCUUUGCUACUACAAUCUAAACAAGUUCGAAGAAUGCAUCAAGGACUGCGAUAGAGCCAUUAAAAUCAACAAUAAUUUGCCUAAGGCUUGGAAGAAAAAAUCUCAGGCUUGCCUCAAUCUGCUAAGAUUUGAUGAGGCUCUUGAAGCUGCAAAACAGGCUGCAAAGAAGAAAGAAAGACAGGCCAAAAAGAAGGAUUAUUAUGCAAUUCUUGGAGUUCCAAGGACAGCAACAGAAGCCGAGAUUAAAAAGGCUUACAAGGCACUUGCACUUAAAUAUCAUCCUGACAGAAAUAGAGGAAAGAGUGAUGUUGAGCAAGAAGAGGCUUCCAAAAAGUUCAAGGACAUUGCUGAAGCCCAUGGAGUCCUCACUGAUCCCGAGAAAAGAAGAGAUAUGACUGCGGACAAAUGGAUUACGAUGGCGAUCAGGGAAUGCCUGACUUUGGCAAUAUGCAUUUCAAUGCUGGAAACCCAGGAAACUUCAAAUUUACAUUCAACGGAACAGAUACGAAUGGCAUGGGCAUUGACCCUUCACAAAUCUUUGAAAUGUUCAUGGGCGGAGGAGGCGAUUCCGGCUUUGGAUUCCCAGGUUUUGGAGGAAUGA
This is a messenger RNA of Nymphaea colorata (pocket water lily), 789 nucleotides long. RefSeq lists its product as uncharacterized. Bases 1 to 789 code for a protein of 262 amino acids. Gene Ontology annotation, molecular function: protein binding. The transcript has 2 exons. Lineage: Eukaryota; Viridiplantae; Streptophyta; Magnoliopsida; Nymphaeales; Nymphaeaceae. The record is from RefSeq and is a predicted model, not a curated record.